Cladophialophora yegresii CBS 114405 is the source of this 1326-nucleotide messenger RNA. RefSeq lists its product as uncharacterized. Bases 1 to 1326 code for a protein of 441 amino acids. Lineage: Eukaryota; Fungi; Ascomycota; Eurotiomycetes; Chaetothyriales; Herpotrichiellaceae. The record is from RefSeq and is a predicted model, not a curated record. The transcript is spliced from 2 exons.
AUGCCACCCCCAGAGAAACCAGCCCUUCAGCCCCACGACAUAGACACCUCCAUCCCAAUCGACUCACCACCAUCCUACGAAAACACAAUCCUCCCAGCCUCAAAUCCAUGGACAGACACACCUACUUUGGCACCUCAACCUCCCUCCCACCAGAUCCAGCAUCGACAUCAACCACAAAUACAAUCACAAUCACAAUCCCAGCCACACCCACCGCCCUCGAUCCCGUCUCAGAACCCCCUCUCAGCCCUCUCCCGCCUAACCACCAUCCCCUUCUCCAAAUACCGGGUCCGGGACUCCAAGCUCUCGGACGACCAAACCGCCCUGACGACCACAAGCCCCGACCUUACGGCGAGUGGCUCGAACGCGAACGGCGUGACCGCGGCGCAAAUACAACGGAACGUCACAAAGUUCAUCGCCGAGCAAGCUUCCCUGCCGCCCAAACCAAUCAUGAUCAUCCGGGGCACGCAUCUCGGCAGCGGGACCCAGCACGGGUCCACGAUUGUGGACUUCGAGCUCAAGUUCAACUUGACGAGUCUGUUGGAUUUGGGCGGUGACACCGGUGGUGGUGGUGGUGGUGCUGCCGCCUCAGACGAAACCGCCGGGCCUAGCAGCACAGGUGGCCGAAGUACCGUGGGGAAAUUUAAAAUCAAGCGUUAUCAACCCGGCUCAACCACCGGAUCGCCCAAACAACUGAGUAGAGAAGAACAGGCCAUGUCGCCCUUGGAGUUAUGGGCCAAGAAGUUCUGCGAGGACAAAGCAGAGAACCGGAGCUUCACCCUCUCCCGGACGUGCCCGUCCCUCCCCACAGCCCUGUUGGAAGGCCACGCCCGCAAUCUCCUAGCCAGCACGAAAUACCGGGGCACCCUGACCGUGACAUUCCCCGUGCAACACUCUAGCGUGACUAUCCUGCGCAAGUCCUCGAACUGGUUCACCAACAUGCUCCGGCUCUAUCCGACGAAGAAGUACGAGGUCGUCAGCGUGGAGUGGGCCCUCGGCGGCAGCACUAAUGCGAACACGGGUGGUAGUGGUGGUAACGCCCGCCCCGCCCUUCAACGGAACGAUACCAACGUGUCUGUGGUUUCGGAGGCGGAGGCGUCGUCGGCGUCCAGCACGCCGUCUGGGGACAAGAGUGGCCCGGUGGGAGGCUCCACGACGGAUGCAGCAGCGGCGGUGGCCCAGGCGUGGUGGCGCGAAUGGCACGUCGUUGUCCGCAAUGCCGUCCUGUCGGGCCGCAGGGGGUGGGUCACCGUGGAAGAUUGGAUCGAGGCCAAGAUGGGGGUGCGCGAGAAGGAAAAGGUAAAGGAGUGGGGCGUCGAUUAUGAGUGA